This is a messenger RNA of Agelaius phoeniceus (red-winged blackbird), 1281 nucleotides long. RefSeq names its product serine/threonine/tyrosine kinase 1 (gene STYK1). The record is from RefSeq and is a predicted model, not a curated record. Gene Ontology annotation, biological process: protein phosphorylation; multicellular organism development; cell surface receptor protein tyrosine kinase signaling pathway. Gene Ontology annotation, molecular function: ATP binding; transmembrane receptor protein tyrosine kinase activity. Gene Ontology annotation, cellular component: signaling receptor complex; plasma membrane. Lineage: Eukaryota; Metazoa; Chordata; Aves; Passeriformes; Icteridae.
AACAUGGCAGGGGAUGUGAAAAGAUUCUCACGGAUGCUGCUGGAGUGCAAUAGCAAUGACAAGCUAUGUGUUGUGCGUGAACAUCAAACAGAAGUGAUCGUUGUCCCAGUUCUCCUGGUGGGAGUUUUUGUCAUUGUGCUCACUGUGAUCCUCUGGCUUCACUGCCGCGGCCUGCGAGCAAAGCGGGAGCAAUCAGCACCAGCCACAACCCCAGUGACAAGAAAGAAUCAGCAGGAACCCUGCUCAACAGAGAACCACUACAUCCAGCUGAGUGAGAGCUCUGUGGAGAGCCUCCUAAAUUCUGCAUCCUUGACUCUGAAAGAAUUAGAGAUACCACGAGAGAAACUCUUACCACACAGCUUGCAGCUGAUAAAACUUGGUGCCUAUGGGAGCAUCUACAGAGCACAGUUGGAAACUGGGAGCUCUGGGAAGACUAAGGCUGUGGUGUUGAAAGCCUUGCAAGAUCCAACUAGUCCCCAGAAAGUAAAGGAUUUCUUGGGAAGGAUUAAAUUCCAUCAAAAUCUUGGCCAUCAUGAGAACUUGGUUGAAUUGUUUGGAUGUUGUGUAGACCAGCUCCCACUUUAUAUGAUCAUGGAAGAUGUGUCUCUUGGUGACCUGCUGACAUUUCUGUGGACAUGUCGGAAGGAUGUAAUGGCAAUGGAUGGUGUCCCCUAUGACCUCACUGAGAAGCAGGUAUAUGAGGUUGGACAGCAGGUUGCAGCAGCUCUGGCUUAUCUCGAAGAAAAGAACUUGUUCCAUGGUGACAUUGCUGCCAGGAAUGUCCUUCUCCAUCACAACUUCACUGCCAAGCUCUGUGGUUUGGGCCUGGCCUACGAAACUCACGCACAUGGUGCCAGCUCAGUCACACGGAAAGUGCCCGUCAAGUGGCAGGCACCAGAGAGGCUCCUGAGCAAAUCCCCUACCAUCAAGGCAGACAUAUGGUCUUUUGGAAUUCUACUGUAUGAAAUGAUUACAUUAGGUGCUCCACCAUAUCCUGAGGUGCCACCUUCUGACAUCUUAUCAUACCUGCAGAAACAGAACAUUAUGAAGCAGCCCUCGAGCUGCCAGCAAGCCAUGUACUGCAUCAUGAAGUCCUGCUGGCAGUGGAGUGCAGCUGACCGGCCUUCCCCAGCACAGCUCUUGUGCUCCCUGAAAACAGCCAUGAAGACCAGCAAUGGGCACACAGUGCUGCAGGUGCCUGAGCCAGUGGUGCCUGAACUCUAUGCUGAUGUUGCUGGUGUUGAUGUGCACAGCCUGGUGAGGGAAUACACAAUCCUCUGA